AUGCAACUUGAGGAGGACAUCUUACGAGAUUUUGGAGCCGCAGCUGGUGGCAGAGAGGCUACUGGUAGUGUUUCCAGCCAAAGACAGCGAGCUAGUAGGAUUGCUGAACACAUCAUUGAGCAGUCAGAGAUUCCAGCAGCAAGUUACUUCUUCCAAGGCUCUUCGUCAAGAAGCACCUUCCUGACAGUUUCCCACUCUCAUCCUUCUGACUUGGAUGUUGUGUUGUUGUGCGAUCGCCAGUGGUUGCGUGCCAAAGGGGCUGAAUCUUUUGCAGGCCUGACCCAAGUGCUGUAUGAAUACGUGGUUUCCCACAUCCACACCGAUGACCUGCAUUACAUGGGUCUUAUUCUGGAGAAAGGUGACAACAAGUUUACCUUUACAGAGGGACGAUGUGGUGGCUGGUGCCAGGAUGAAUGCAUGGAUUUCGUGCUGGCUUACAAUGCCACUGAUGCAGACGGCGCACUUGAACCUGGAGCCAUUCUGGUUUUUGACCGCGUGCUGAAUCGCUGGAGGAAGAACAAUCCAGAUCAGCUGGCAAUACUGACUCAAGAGGCGGAGACCAGACAGAUGUACUACAGCUUAGUGGUGCGCAUGCUGAAGGAGUGGAACGAAUAUUGUCCUCCUAUUCGCAAGCAUGGCACAGUCCCUGGAGCCGUGAAACAUGUGAAGAUGCUGCUUGUCGAGUUGCCCGAGGAAUUUGGAGGCGGCAUGGAGAGGAUUGUUCUGGAUGAAGCAAAUGAAUCGAAAGUGGCAGAAGAAAAACUGAAACAUCCCAUGACGGGCCUUCACAUUGAGAUGGCGCUGUGCUUGCAGCACGAGGGCUUGCGAGACACUUUCUGGGCCAAGCACAUGGCAUCCGGGUGCUCAGAUCCACGAACCGAAGAGCUGUUAGCCUACGAGCCGGAAACACCAUGUGCUAUCGAUUUGCUUGUGGGCGCCGUUGAGCACUUGAUGGUGACGCUGGGGGUGCCUAUUUGGACGCUAGGGGACGAAAUGCGGGCGAACGAAGCCAUGUUGAGCGAUGCAGAACUUCGGCAAAGGACGUGGGAACUGCUUCAGGGGCUACAUCUGGAACUGCAGAAGCUACAACGAGAACCAAAAACACCGGACGCCACUGGCUUCUUGAGAUCAAGGCUUUUGCGGAAUCAUUGUCAGUGGGAUGACUAUCACUGA
Messenger RNA from Durusdinium trenchii, 1173 nucleotides. NCBI's taxonomy places the organism in Eukaryota, Dinophyceae, Suessiales, Symbiodiniaceae. The record is from the annotation of a GenBank genome assembly.